UUGAAUUGCGCAACCGCGAGUGCGUCCGGCCCGUGGAUGACGCUUCUUUGAGGGCGGGCUGGACUAUUCCAGCCGUAAAUGGCGGAGCGCUAGUGCCCGCCCCCAGCGUGGACCGAUCAGAAAGGAGGAAAGGCUGGGAACGGAGUCCCUGUUGGUUGGCCCCCGGGCCAAUCGGAAGAGCGCUGAUUUGGCGGGAGUCUUGACCGUCGCCGGGCUCGCGGGGUUUCUGCGCGAGCUAGGGUGGUGUCUAGCCGCGGUAGCCAUGUUCGUGUCAGAUUUCCGCAAGGAGUUCUACGAGGUGCUCCAGAGCCAGAGGGUCCUUCUUUUCGUGGCCUCGGACGUGGACGCUCUGUGCGCUUGCAAGAUCCUUCAGGCCCUGUUCCAGUGUGACCACGUGCAGUAUACGCUGGUUCCAGUUUCUGGGUGGCAAGAACUUGAAACUGCAUUUCUUGAGCAUAAAGAACAGUUCCACUAUUUUAUCCUCAUAAACUGUGGUGCUAACGUGGACCUGUUGGAUAUCCUUCAACCCGAUGAAGACACCAUAUUUUUCGUGUGUGACACUCACAGGCCAGUCAAUGUCGUGAACGUGUACAAUGAUGCCCAGAUCAAACUGCUCAUUAAACAAGAUGAUGACCUUGAAGUUCCCGCCUAUGACGACAUUUUUAGGGAUGAAGAGGAGGAUAAAGAACAUUUGGGAAACGAAAGUGACGAGGGGUCAGAGCCUUCCGAGAAGCGCGCACGGGUGGAGGAGGAGAUCGCGGAGCAAACCUUGAAGAGGAGGAAGCGAAGAGAAUGGGAGGCUCGGAGAAGAGACAUACUCUUUGACUACGAGCAGUACGAAUAUCAUGGGACAUCGUCGGCCAUGGUGAUGUUUGACCUGGCGUGGAUGAUGUCCAAGGACCUGAGCGACAUGCUGUGGUGGGCCAUUGUUGGACUAACAGACCAGUGGGUGCAAGACAAGAUCACCCAGAUGAAGUACGUGACCGACGUGGGCAUCCUGCAGCGGCACGUGUCCCGGCACAACCACCGGCAUGAGGACGAGGAACAUGCGCUCUCCGUCGACUGCAUGCGCAUCUCCUUCGAGUACGACCUCCGCCUGGCGCUCUAUCAGCACUGGUCCCUCCACGACAGCCUGUGUAACACGUGCUACACCGCGGCCAGAUUCAAGCUCUGGUCUCUUCACGGGCAGAAGCGGCUGCAGGAGUUCCUCGCGGAUGUGGGUCUCCCCCUGAAACAGGUGAAGCAGAAGUUUCAGUCCAUGGACGUCUCCUUGAAGGAGAAUUUGCGGGAGAUGAUUGAAGAGUCUGCCAAUAAAUUUGGCAUGAAGGACAUGCGCAUCCAGACUUUCAGCAUCCAUUUUGGCUUCAAGCAUAAGUUCCUGGCCAGUGAUGUGGUCUUUGCCACCAUGUCGCUAAUGGAGAGCCCCGAGAAAGACGGCUCUGGGACGGAUAACUUCAUCCAGGCUCUGGACAGUCUCUCCAGGGGGAACCUGGACAAGCUGUAUCGCGGCCUGGAGCUCGCCAAGCAGCAGCUGCGCGCCACACAGCAGACCAUCGCCAGCUGCCUCUGCACCAACCUCAUCAUUUCCCAGGGGCCCUUCCUCUACUGCUCCCUCAUGGAGGGCACGCCAGACGUUAUGCUGUUCUCCAGGCCAGCUGCCCUGAGCCUGCUCAGCAAGCACCUGCUGAAGUCCUUCGUGUGCUCGACGAAGAACCGGCGCUGCAAGCUACUGCCCUUGGUGAUGGCCGCCCCCCUGAGCGCGGAGCAGGGCACUGUAACCAUGGUGGGCAUCCCCCCAGAGACCGACAGCUCCGACAGAAAGAACUUUUUUGGCCGGGCGUUUGAGAAGGCGGCGGAGGGCACCAACUCCCGGACACUGCAUAACCAUUUCGAUCUCUCAGUGAUUGAGCUGAAAGCCGAGGACCGCAGCAAGUUCCUGGACGCACUCGUGUCCCUCCUGUCCUAGGCCUGCUUGGUGAUGAUCCCAGGGCCAUGUGCGAGCUGCCACCAAGACGGCACCAGAGUUUGAUUUCCUCAGAAGUGACCUCCUUCUCCUUAUUUAUGUUAACUGGCUUUUAUUUAGAUUGUAAGUUAUGGACAUAGUUUUAGAUGCAGGGAGAGUGUUUUUAAUGGAAUAAAAUGAUUAUUUUA
Orcinus orca (killer whale) is the source of this 2151-nucleotide messenger RNA. RefSeq names its product cell division cycle 45 (gene CDC45). Gene Ontology annotation, cellular component: DNA replication preinitiation complex. The transcript is spliced from 20 exons. Gene Ontology annotation, biological process: mitotic DNA replication preinitiation complex assembly; DNA replication initiation; double-strand break repair via break-induced replication. NCBI's taxonomy places the organism in Eukaryota, Metazoa, Chordata, Mammalia, Artiodactyla, Delphinidae. The record is from RefSeq and is a predicted model, not a curated record. Gene Ontology annotation, molecular function: DNA replication origin binding; chromatin binding; single-stranded DNA binding. Bases 263 to 1966 code for a protein of 567 amino acids.